This is a messenger RNA of Nicotiana attenuata, 1497 nucleotides long. RefSeq lists its product as uncharacterized. Bases 144 to 1343 code for a protein of 399 amino acids. Lineage: Eukaryota; Viridiplantae; Streptophyta; Magnoliopsida; Solanales; Solanaceae. The record is from RefSeq and is a predicted model, not a curated record. The transcript has 2 exons.
AGUCACUAUGAAAAGAUAGUAGAAGCACUCUGUAUAUUCCUUCUCUCAUAAGAAAACAUAAUAAUAUCAUAGUAUAAGUAACCCAUCCAAUUUCCAAUCCUAAGGCAGCUAACAUCAAACACUAAGCACAGAAUUUAGAAGCGAUGUUUGCCACAACACCACGGUCUUUAUACCGUAAUUUCUCAAAAGCACUUUCGAAACCUCCUGCAAAUCCUCCAACUGUUACAGGGUAUUUAGUACUUACUGAUGAAGAUUCAGAAGAAAUGGAUACUUUUUGCUGGGGAAUAUGCAAGCACAGUAGUAUAACCAAGCUCCCAUUUUCUCAGGACAGAGUUUUGAAAGUUGUUCAUAAUCCAGAGUUUGGUGAGCCUAGUGUUCAUAAAGUCUGGUUCUUGCCCGUUCUUGAUCAACCUCUAGCAUCUAACCGCUACUAUGUUAUCAAAGCCAAAGGCAGACACAAAGGGCGGGCUUAUACAUCUUGGAAAGAAGCAGAUAUGGAUAGUUGUUUCUUUGACAAUUCGAUGAAUGAUCUAAACCCAAAGCCUUUUAAUCACAAAGACCCAUAUCAGCAAUUUGAGAUUUGUCCCUACGAUUUUGGUGGUUUUUAUGCUAAAUCUGUAGCCUAUGAUGGAGUUCCUCCAAAAUUCCUCAGGAAAAAAGGGUGGCACGUUAAUAGUGUCCAGUCACUUAAAGUCAAUUUGAGAGAAGCUCAAGGCCUACAAUUAUCCUCUCAAUUACCAUCUGAUUCAGAUACCCCUGAAUUAAAUAUUCCAGCAUCUUCCAAACGUUCAGUUCCAGUAAUUCUUGGCAAAUGGUAUUGUCCAUGUGUGCUAGUAAAAGAGAGAAAUAUUAGAACUAAAGAACAGAUGAAUAAAUCUUUGUUCUAUGAGGUGACUCUUAAGUGUUGGUGGGAGCAAAUAUUUUCUUGUGAGAAUCAAACAAGACGAAACAAAGCACACGUGGAAGUCGAUGCACGUGUGAGAAAGUUGUUAACUUUAAUCAGUGGGACAGAAGCUGUAAAAGAUGAAGAAGGAAGUGGAGGUUUUGUUUGGUACAGAGUGAAAGAGGAAUAUAGAAAGAAAUGUACAGUGGAGAAAGUAGGAUUGAGUUGUGCUAUUGUUGAGAAAAUGAGAUGGAUGCAAGAAAGAAGGGGAUGGUUUGAUGGAGGAGAGAGUGAUGUAAGAGUGGAAGGUGUAGAAGAGAUAGAAAGUGAGAAUGGGUAUUGGACAAAGUUUAGUUGUUAUGUUUUGGUGGAGAGCUUUGUGUUUAGGAGAAUGGAUGGGAGUUUGUUAAUCAACUUCAAUUUCAAGAACACUCAGAAAAUUGUGUGCCAGUGGGAAUGAGGACAUACAUCUAUAAGAAUAUGUUGAAUAUGUACAUGUUAAUGUAUUUUUGGCUUAUUCCACUUCUGUAUGUAGACUUCUGUUGGCGUUCUGCUUCUCACUGUUGUCUCCGCUAAAGAUGAAUAAUAACAACACAGUGCCUCUUUUUGUAUAA